Clupea harengus (Atlantic herring) is the source of this 1495-nucleotide messenger RNA. RefSeq names its product F-box and leucine-rich repeat protein 16 (gene fbxl16). The record is from RefSeq and is a predicted model, not a curated record. Lineage: Eukaryota; Metazoa; Chordata; Actinopteri; Clupeiformes; Clupeidae. Gene Ontology annotation, cellular component: SCF ubiquitin ligase complex. Gene Ontology annotation, biological process: SCF-dependent proteasomal ubiquitin-dependent protein catabolic process. Gene Ontology annotation, molecular function: protein binding.
GCUCCCAAUGCUGAACAUGUCCACCCCCAGUGACCUCAAGUCUCCUUGCGUAACGCGGAACGGCAUGGUCAAGCUGCCUCCCCAGCCCAAUGGCCUGGGCUCUGCCAGCAUCACCAAAGGGACCCCAGCUGCCAAGAACCGCCUGUGCCAGUCCUCCUCGGUACCCACCAUUCUGCCUCCGCCGAGCCUACCGUACCACCUGGAGCCCUUGCCCACGGCUGCCUCGCUGCUGGGGCCCGACCUGGACACUAGCCCCCUGACGGCCAUGAAGCCCCCGCUAAGGCAGUUCCCCAAGCCCCUGAUGGAGAGGCAGCUGGUCCUUGAUGAGAAGGUACUGAACAGGCUACUGUGGUACUUCACCACGGCGGAGAAGUGCAUCCUGGCCCAGGUGUGCAAGACAUGGCGGAAAGUGCUCUACCAGCCCAAGUUCUGGGAAGGGGUGACCCCCAUCUUACACGCUAAGGAACUGUACGCCCUCCUGCCAAACGGGGAGAAGGAGUUUGUCAGCUUGCAGGCGUUCGCGUUGCGGGGCUUCCAGUCCUUUUGUUUGGUGGGCGUCUCCGACUUGGACAUUUGUGAGUUCAUUGACAACUAUCCCCUGUCGAAGAAAGGGGUCAAGUCAGUCAGCCUGAAGAGGUCAACCAUCACAGACGCAGGACUCGAGGUGAUGCUGGAACAGAUGCAGGGCCUGAUGCACCUGGAGCUGUCGGGCUGCAACGACUUCACCGAGGCGGGCCUGUGGUCGAGCCUGAACGCGCCUACCUCGCUCAGCGUCAGCGACUGCAUCAACGUGGCAGACGACGCCAUCGCCGCCAUCUCCCAGCUGCUGCCCAACCUGUCCGAGCUGAGCCUGCAGGCCUACCACGUCACGGACACGGCCAUGGCCUACUUCACCGCCAAGCAGGGAUACACCACCCACACGCUGCGGCUACACUCCUGCUGGGAGAUCACCAACCACGGCGUGGUGAACAUGGUGCACAGCCUACCCAACCUCACCUCACUCAGCCUGUCCGGCUGCUCCAAGAUCACGGACGACGGCGUGGAGCUGGUGGCCGAGAACCUGCGCAAGCUCCGCAGCCUGGACCUGAGCUGGUGCCCCCGCAUCACCGACAUGGCGCUGGAGUACAUCGCCUGCGACCUGCACAAGCUGGAGGAGCUCGUGCUGGACCGGUGUGUGCGGAUCACUGACACUGGACUGGGCUACUUGUCCACCAUGUCUUCUCUUCGGAGCCUUUACCUGCGCUGGUGCUGUCAGGUUCAGGACUUUGGCUUACAACAUCUCUUUGGUAGGAGCCUGAGGUUGCUCUCCCUAGCCGGGUGCCCUCUGCUGACCACCAACGGCCUCUCAGGCCUCAUCCAGCUGCAGGACCUGGAGGAGCUGGAGCUGACCAACUGUCCUGGAGCCACGGCCGAGCUCUUCAAGUACUACUCCCAGCACCUGCCCCGCUGCAUGGUCAUCGAGUAGCCACCGGGGGCGCCGGAGUGCCGGGAGGCA